This is a messenger RNA of Zea mays, 3462 nucleotides long. RefSeq lists its product as uncharacterized. Gene Ontology annotation, cellular component: cytosol. Gene Ontology annotation, biological process: response to metal ion; phytochelatin biosynthetic process. The transcript has a single exon. The record is from RefSeq and is a predicted model, not a curated record. Lineage: Eukaryota; Viridiplantae; Streptophyta; Magnoliopsida; Poales; Poaceae. Bases 1060 to 3390 code for a protein of 776 amino acids. Gene Ontology annotation, molecular function: pyruvate decarboxylase activity; glutathione gamma-glutamylcysteinyltransferase activity; metal ion binding.
UGUCGUGUUGCCCGCACCGCACGGCCGGUGCCAUGCCGCUCUGCUCCCCUCCACUCCACGCAGGGCGGCAGGCGGUGGACCAUGUUAGAUAUAUUAGGUGUAGUAGAUGAGCUAUGGGUUAUGUGGGCUUGAGGAGAUAUAAAUAUAGGCUGAGUCAGCUGUAAAAGGCAUCAAACAACGAAAUACAAAAUACCAAUUUACUUAGACCCCGUCUAGCUCUCGUCUUCCUUCCGUCUUCCUAGCUCUAAUCUCUGAUCUCCUUUCUUCUACCUUCUGUGGUGCUAACAUUUGGUAUCAGAGGAGGAAUCCAUGGAUACUGUGCUGCAACGACUUCUGGACGAACUGACGCACAUGGAGGCGCGCUUGACAUGUGUGUUGGCUGGCCGUUGUGGCGAGCAGUCUGCACGCGCGCGCACUCCCUCCUCCGACGAUGGAUCCACACCGUCCUACCUCGCCCCCACCAGCGAGGCCGUCGACAAGCUCCGUCAGGACCUCAACCCUUGCUGCGUCUACCGAGACAGCAUCCAGCACCACCGAGUCGAAGAUCCCUCUGCAGAGGAGGACCUGCAACCGCAAGCGGAGGUGGUGGAGUCGUUCGAGUCGGAGUCCGCUCCUCCUCCCAUCGUCUACGACUGCUACGACGAGCCGAACCACGACGAGAUUGCCGAGGUGCUCGCGCUACUAGAGUACAACGAGGGGACUUCGUCGGCCACAGUCCUCGUCGACUAUACCACCACCAGCAUGUCGCCUACCAAGUGUUCGACGAUGGAUUUCUCCGACGCCGACAGCGCCAGGACUUGCGAUGUCACCGACGUCCCCAUCGUGCACUCCGCACUCAAGGCGUUCGUCAAAAUGCUCAACGGCGGGAGUGAGCAUCCGCAGGAGGUGACGCAAACCUCCAUCGCGCGGUGCGCCAGGAUCUCCGCCUGUGACACCCACCAGCCGACCACCUCCAUGUCGUGGCUGCACACACGCGUCCAUCGCUCCGUGCAGACGCCGUCCUUGCGGGGCGUCAUCGGAAUCGCCUAGACGAGCGGCGGACCUGACGCACACAGCCUGAUGGACAGCUCACGGAGCUGGAUCUUCACCGAGCUCGGCCAACCAACAUACUGCCCAGAGACUUUCCCGGAGGUGCCAUUUGAGAGACCAACUCCACCCAUAAUUUUCUUCGACGAGGAACAUAUCUUCGAGGAAGAGUCGUCUUCUUCCACCACGGCGACACCAAGAAAUCCGUCCGAUCCGAAGCAGGCGGGUGGCGACCUCGAUUCCAUCGCUACUGCGGCGCUGUCGGCGUCGGAGGAGAUCCCCCAGUCCCUGCUCGUCAUCGACCUCGAGCGCGCCACCUCCAAGUGCAUCAGGACCCACGCUGUCAACGAUGUCCCAGCUGUGCACUCCAUUAUCAAGGGCCUGCAACUGGAGCGGAUCGGUCUGGCGGGGAGCGCGCCCGACCUGGACACCCUCACCACCGCCCGCCAUUGUGGCAGUGAGCUCAGCUGCCAGCUCGGCAGCAACAAGCGGGAUGUCAGCCUCCGAGUUGGGUGCGACCAAAGCUAUGAGUGGGUCGACCCGGAGACCCUGGACAGGAGCUUCGUCGUGCUAGAUAAUGCUUGUGCUACCCAUGAGGUGUUCGAGGUAUUGCCUCUAAGCUUCCCUGCUGCUUGGGUUAAUGUUGGCAAGCUCCCAACCACUUUAUGUUGGAAAAUUCCAUGGCCACCUCCCGUUUUGUGGGUGAAUUUGCAUGCUGGCGGUCGUUAUAUAACUUCAUUGUUGGAAGAAUGUCAGCUAGUGUUCACCAUAUUCUUCGGUGGUGUUUGCUCACUUGCCAAGAUUCAGUGGCCUUAUAUGGUGUUGGAAUACCUUGCUAAUUUGCAUGUGAUUCAUGGGAAAAUUCAUAUGCAUCCGGUACAAGUUUGUGUCAGGUCCUAUGCAGUGAUGCCAUCUGCUAAGGGUCUUGUGGCAGAGACGCACCUCCACUUCAUCGGCACCUACAGGGGCGUCGUCAGCACCGCCUUCUGUACUGAGAUUGUUGAGUCUGCAGAUGCCUAUAUCUUUGCAGGCUCCAUUUUCAAGGACUACAGCUCCGUCGGUUACUCAUUCCUCCUCAAGAAGGCCAAGGCCAUCAUUGUCCAGCCUGAGCGUGUGGGAGUGGGAAAUGGGUUGUCAUUCAGAUGUUUGAUGAUGAAGGAGUACUGGACUGAAAUUGCUAAGAAGGUUAAAAAGAACACCACUACGUAUGAGAACUACAAGAGGAACUUUGUACCUGAAGGGCAGGCGCUGGAGAGCGAGCCGAAUGAGCCACUGCGAGUCAAUGUGCUCUUCAAAUACAUCCAGAAGAUGAUGACAGUUAAUAGUGUCGUGAUGGCUGAGACCGAUGAUUCUUGGUUCAACUGCCAUAAGCUCAAGCUGCCAGAAAGCUGUGGAUAUCAAUUCCAAAUGCAGUAUGGUUUAAUUGGAUGGUCAAUGGGUGCACUGCUUGGCUAUGCUCAGGGUGCGAAUCAUAAGAUCUUAUCACCAUUGACUGCCUUGCAUCCUCUUGUCGCAGUUUGCUAUGACCAUGAUAUUAUAAUGGAUGCUGCCGGUUUUGGUGAUGAGCUGGUGGUCAUCAGCUUGGGUGCUGACUGCCAAAUUAUUGCAUCCUACCACAGGUGGCCUUUCGGACAGACUGGAACUGGUCAUUUCUCCCCAAUUGGUGGCUACCAGGUUAGACAAGAUAUGGUGCUCAUCUUGGAUGUUGCUCGUUUCAUUCCAUUACAAUUUUUUUGGGAAGCCAUGAAUACAACUAAUGACUCAACUCUGAGAGGGUCCAUGCUUAUAUCAAGAAAGGUUGCAGAGUCUUCAUUGUUGUACACAGUGAGUUGCAGAGAUGAAAACUGGAAAAUCAUGCCAAAGUUUUGUGUUGAAGAUUUACCAAGUCUUCUGAAGGCAGGGAUUGGUGCUUGCGUGGGCUUGGUUACCUCUGGUCUGAGUGUUGUCAGCAGUGGCCAAGGCAAUUUUUCAGUAUUUGUUUGGGAUCCUGGUGAUAGCGGCUUGGUUACCUCUAGUCUGAGUGCCGUCAGCAGUGACCAAGGCAAAUUUUCAGUCUUUGUUUGGGAUCCUGGUGAUCGUGGCUUGGUUACCUAUGGUCUGAGAGUUGUCAGUAUUGCAAGAGUUACUGCUAUUAUGUCAGGCACAUAUGCAAGAGGUGCUGCUACAACUUCCUCUCCGAAGAUGCGCCAGACCCAGUUCAGAUGGAGGGCCGAGGAGAGGCAUGAUGCAUUCAACAAUGAUGCUAAUCCACAGAUAAAGUUGAUCCUACACCGUCAGCGGCUUGGGGGCAAGCCGUAUUUCAAGGAGUGGGGAAUGUUAGAUAUAUUAGGUGUAGUAGAUGAGCUAUGGGUUAUGUGGGCUUGAGGAGAUAUAAAUAUAGGCUGAGUCAGCUGUAAAAGGCAUCAAACAACGAAAUACAAAAUACCAAUUUACUUA